AUAAAUAUUUUUAAGUUUUUUAUUUCAAGUUUGUUGAUAAAUUGACAAUUUACAUAUUCCCUAAUAUAAAUACUCAUUCCAUUCGAUAUGAAAAACUUCGUUGUGAUUUUCACGAUUUGUAUUAUUGGCACUAAUUCGGCCCGCAUACAGAAAGUGGACGAAGAUAAAAUGUUAGAACGUUAUGCUGAUUGUGCCAAAGAAGCAAAAAUUGAUUUAGCUCUCGCUAAAAAAAUUGUCCAAACUACAGAAGCCAAACGAAGUUCUUCAAUCGACUGCUUUAUUACGUGUAUGUUAAUAGAAAUGGAUAUUAUGACCGAAGAUGAAAAAUUAGACGAAAACAUGCUGAAACAGAGGUUAAUAGAACAAAAAAUUGAUCAAGUUAAAGCCCAAGGUGUUGUCGACAAGUGUAAAAAUAUCAAAGGGAAAGAUAGUUGCAAUUUAGGUGGCAAUUUAUACGACUGCUUCGAUUUUAUUCAUUUAUGA
Molecule: messenger RNA, 483 nt
Organism: Ceratosolen solmsi marchali
Lineage: Eukaryota; Metazoa; Arthropoda; Insecta; Hymenoptera; Agaonidae
Product: general odorant-binding protein 56a-like
Exons: 5
Coding region: 88-483 (131 amino acids)
Molecular function (GO): odorant binding
Source: RefSeq, a predicted model, not a curated record